CCUAACAAGGAACCUUCAGCUCUUGCUAAACUGCAACCCAGGAAUGCUGGGAGUUGUAGUUUUGCAAUACUUUUUUGAAGUCUUUUCAGCUUCUUAGGAACAGAGACAGAUUAUCCCUUUGCUCCGGAGAGUAGGAGGCCUUGUACUCACUGCCAAGAAUCACGUGUGGUGCAUACUGAAGGGGAAUGCUUUGUUUGGUUGCUAAGAAAAGACAACAUUGUUAAGAGAGUGAGGAGAAUAAAUAACAUCCUGCAGCAUCAGGAAUACUCAGGAGACUGGUCGAUAACGUCACUAACUACUCUAAGAAGCUAAAUACAACAGGUUUGACAUAGAGCACAUUGACAAUGGAACCCGUCUCGAUUAUUUUAUCUGUUGUGGUCAUUCUGUUUCUGGCUGGUGUAUAUAAGAAUCAAAAAAAGUACAAGUAUGAGAAUUUUCCUCCUGGGCCUAAACCUUUACCAAUUAUCGGGAACAUACACAUGAUCGAUACACUGAAGCCUCAAAAAUCCUUUAUGGAGAUGUCAAAGAAGUACGGCACAAUAUUUAGCAUCCAGUCAGCCACAAAAAAGUUUGUUGUCCUGUGUGGUUAUGACACAGUUAAAGAAGCUCUUAUCAACUAUGCUGAAGAAUUUUCUGGAAGGCCAGUUACACCAAUGGGGGCUAGAACAUCCCAAGGAUGUGGUAUACUAUUUUCAAAUGGAGAGAACUGGAAAGUGAUGAGAAGAUUUACCCUGUCAACAUUACGAGAUUAUGGAAUGGGGAAAAAAGGAAUAGAAGAGAAGAUCACUGAAGAGUGUGAAUCCUUAAUGGAGACCUUUAGAUCUUAUCGAGGAAAACCCUUUGAUAAUCAAACUAUCAUAAAUGCUGCGGUGGCCAACAUAAUUGUGUCCAUACUGAUGGAUCAUAGAUAUGAAUAUAAUGAUCCUACAAUACUGAAGCUCAUGAGAUUAGUCAAUGAAAACAUCAGAAUUUCAGGAAGCACUAUGAUCAGGAUAUCAAAGAAGUAUGGCACAAUUUUCAGUCUCCAGAUAGGACAGGAGAAGUUUGUUAUCCUGUGUGGUUAUGAGACAGUGAAAGAUGCUCUGAUGAAUUACGGUGAGGAAAUUUCUGGAAGGCCAAAAUCACCAAUAUUCAAUAUAACUUCUGCUGGAUAUGGUGUUCUCUUUUCUCAUGGAGAUAACUGGAAAGCGAUGAGAAAAUUUACGCUAUCCACAUUAAGAGAUUUUGGGAUGGGAAAAAAGACCACAGAAAAUAAGAUCGCAGAGGAAUGUGAACAUUUGAUCCAGGCAAUAAGAUCUUAUGAAGGAAAACCCUUCGAUAACCAAACUGUCAUAAAUACGGCUGUAGCCAACAUAAUCGUAUCCAUACUGCUGGAUCAUAGGUUUGAAUAUGAUGACCCAAUAGUACUGAAGCUCAUGAGUUUACUCAAUGAAAAUAUCAGGAUGCUGGAAAGUGGUAUGGUCAGGCUGUAUAACAGUUAUCCCAAUCUGGUCGGCUGGCUACCUGGGAGCCAUAGAAAAGUGGCAAAAAAUUACAAAGAGAUGGGGGACUUUAUGAUGGCCACAUUUGUGGAGCAGAGAGGAGAAUUAGAUGUCAACAAUCAGAGGAGCUUCAUUGACGCUUUCCUGGCUAAACAACAAGAGGGAAAGUCUGAAUCUGAAUUAUAUUUUCACAACAAAAACCUGUGCAUAUUGAUGAUGGACCUGUUUGCUGCUGGAAUGGAGACCACCUCAACCACCCUGCGAUGGGGACUACUAUUAAUGAUUAAAUAUCCUGAAGUACAAAAAAAAGUUCAAAAUGAGAUUGAAAAUGUUAUUGGAACGGCUCAACCACAAACAGAACAUAGAAAACAAAUGCCGUAUACUGACGCCGUAAUCCAUGAAAUCCAAAGAUUUGGUGAUAUUGUACCUGUGAAUCUUCCUCAUGCAACAAUCAAAGACCUCACAUUUAAAGGCUAUUUGAUCCCAAAGGGCACAACUGUUAUCCCGCUGCUGCACUCUGUGCUUAGAGAUAGAGCUUGCUUUAAGAAGCCAGAAGAGUUUUAUCCGGAACACUUCCUUGAUUCGAAAGGAAAUUUCAAAAAGAAUGAAGCUUUUGUCCCAUUCUCACUGGGUAAAAGAAGCUGUGCUGGGGAAAACCUGGCAAAAAUGGAGCUCUUCCUGUUCUUUACAACCCUACUCCAGAACUUCACCUUCCAGGCCCCACCAGGCGCAAAGCUGGACCUUCAUCCUGCUGAAGGGUUCACUAAUGCCCCCUUACCCUAUGAAAUCUGUGCAAUCCCUCGCAGAUGAGACCAACUACUGCU
Messenger RNA from Hyla sarda, 2305 nucleotides. RefSeq names its product cytochrome P450 2K6-like. The transcript is spliced from 13 exons. NCBI's taxonomy places the organism in Eukaryota, Metazoa, Chordata, Amphibia, Anura, Hylidae. Gene Ontology annotation, cellular component: cytoplasm; intracellular membrane-bounded organelle. The record is from RefSeq and is a predicted model, not a curated record. Gene Ontology annotation, molecular function: iron ion binding; heme binding; oxidoreductase activity, acting on paired donors, with incorporation or reduction of molecular oxygen, reduced flavin or flavoprotein as one donor, and incorporation of one atom of oxygen. The coding region runs from base 345 to 2291 and encodes 648 amino acids. Gene Ontology annotation, biological process: xenobiotic metabolic process.